Fusarium vanettenii 77-13-4 is the source of this 630-nucleotide messenger RNA. RefSeq lists its product as uncharacterized. The record is from RefSeq and is a predicted model, not a curated record. NCBI's taxonomy places the organism in Eukaryota, Fungi, Ascomycota, Sordariomycetes, Hypocreales, Nectriaceae. The transcript has 3 exons. The coding region runs from base 1 to 630 and encodes 209 amino acids.
AUGCUUUCCCUGCUGAGUCGGUCACUUGCAGCCUCCAACCCGUCCAGCCUGAACAUAAACACCAAUGGCCUAGCCCGGAGGGACCGGGUAGAUGCAGCACACAUCUGCCAGACCGACUCAGAAUUCUCUCCUGUCUCACAGCCCUGCAUCAAAGUUCAAGUUUCGUUCGUCCCUCCCCAAGGACCCCUCCGAAGAGGAUCCAUCGUCCCAGCCAGAAGCCCGGUGCUGUCGCGUAGUUGGUCGAGCCAAGCCACCGAGAGACCAUGGAAUCCACCGGCGGAGCGGCGCCGUUCCAUAGACGAGGGUAUCCUAUUGGAUAUGAUUACACACGCAACACGUGGUGUAUCAUUGAUGCCGUUCAGCAGUUACCCAAACUACUUCCAUCCACAACCUGGGAUCAAUGAUGAUAACGAUGAGAGAACAGUAUAUCUACGCCCAGACUGGGGUUUGGGCAAUUUAAAUCAUCACAGCACGGACAAUCUGCAAGCAGCCGCCCAUCACUGGAAUCCAGCAGUCAAGGCCAAAUCCAUAGCGUAUGCACCUCCCCGUGGUGGCACAAGCGGCAGAGAGCAACGCAGCAAAUGCCCCCAGCAAACGAAUAACAGCUGUGGCAAAAAGAAGCCUCUGUGA